AUGCCCUGGCACCGGGUGCGGGUCUGUGCAAACAACCGGCCGGUCGGUGGCCCCGAGGGGCUGCACCCCCGGUGCUGGGGCGGCAGGUCUCGUGCUUCCCUUGGUCAGACCUCCUGUGGUCCAGAUGACAUCAUAAAACGCCACAGGAAGGAGCAGACAGAUGCCAGCACCACGGGGAACAGGCAAAGGCAGCAGGUGAAGAACAGGAAUUUGGCUUAUGGGUAUGGAAGGCCCCGUUUCCGUGCCUGGAUGCAGAGGAAUUUGCAAGGACCCAACCGUUUUAGAAGAGGGUUUGGACAACAACAAUACAAUCGAAGACAGUUCAGAAAUGCUGGUCCUGGUCCCAGGAGAAGAGCAGCUGCUUCAUUAAAUGGAGUGAGCCCUUUAAAUCGCCAGACAUCAGCUCAAGAGGGCAAGAAGAACAAUGAUGGUUUUGCCAAAAGCAGCAGCAGUGGGCAGCCCGAGGGACAGCAACGGCCACCCCCAGGCCCCAAGAGGUUCAGAGCAGCUGCUGCCAGCACCCACGCCCCAGGGAGAAGGCCCUUCCUGCUGAACAGAGGAGCAGCCUGCCAGCAGAAGCAGAUGCAGCAGCAGUUCUCCAAAGCCAGCUUUCAGAGAGGGCGGAUGGAUGCUAAUGGACAAGGGAAACCACCAAGGAUGAGAAGGUGGCAAGUGAAACCCAGCCCUGCAGCAGUUCUGACGGUGUCUGUGGCUAAUCCCUGGGCAGGCCAGGGCAGCAUGCCCGGAUCCAAGCGCCCAUUCCUGCGGAGCCAGAGGCCCCCGCCGCGGGCGGCCAAGCCCCAACCCAAGGGGGUGCUGCUGAGAUUCAACUUCCGUGCCAUGGCCAACCAGACCAGCCUGACGCUGGAUGAGAGGUUCUCUGGUCUGAGGAAUAAGAGGCGCUUUACAGCAGCCAGGAGUGCCGGCCGGACGGUCACCAUGCCUUAG
This is a messenger RNA of Chaetura pelagica (chimney swift), 948 nucleotides long. Its product is annotated as UAP56-interacting factor-like. The transcript has 11 exons. NCBI's taxonomy places the organism in Eukaryota, Metazoa, Chordata, Aves, Apodiformes, Apodidae. The record is from RefSeq and is a predicted model, not a curated record. Gene Ontology annotation, molecular function: mRNA binding. The coding region runs from base 1 to 948 and encodes 315 amino acids. Gene Ontology annotation, biological process: mRNA export from nucleus.